Messenger RNA from Aspergillus terreus NIH2624, 1188 nucleotides. RefSeq names its product putative mitochondrial carrier protein (Rim2). Lineage: Eukaryota; Fungi; Ascomycota; Eurotiomycetes; Eurotiales; Aspergillaceae. Gene Ontology annotation, molecular function: pyrimidine nucleotide transmembrane transporter activity. The transcript is spliced from 3 exons. The record is from RefSeq and is a predicted model, not a curated record. Bases 1 to 1188 code for a protein of 395 amino acids. Gene Ontology annotation, biological process: pyrimidine nucleotide import into mitochondrion. Gene Ontology annotation, cellular component: mitochondrion.
AUGCCUGUCACCGGCGCUCAACCCAGCUCUGCGCAGGCGCAUCUGGCCCUUGGGAAUCCUCGACCAGAUCUCGGCAAUGACAUCGUCGUACAGUCGCGUGAGACGGGGGACGUCGUUCCCAACGAAACGCAGAAGCUCGUCCCCGGCUCGGGCACAAACAACCAAGCAAAGCCAUGGGCUCAUUUCUUCGCGGGUGGAAUCGGAGGCAUGACGGCGGCGACCCUGACAUCCCCCCUUGACGUCCUGAAAACAAGGCUGCAGUCGGAUUUUUACCAGGCGCAGCUGCGGGAGCUCCGCGCUGCGCACCCGCUGCCCGCAUCGCCAUCGGCGUUGACGUCGCUGCCGCGCAGUGCGCUGAUGCACUUCAACGAGACGUUCCAGAUCCUCCGGUCGAUCCAUGUGCAUGAGGGCUGGCGCGCCCUGUUCAAGGGCCUAGGCCCCAACCUGAUCGGCGUGGUGCCCGCGCGUGCGAUCAAUUUCUACGUGUACGGUAACGGGAAGCGCCUCCUGAGUGAUUAUUUCGGCUACCGCGACGUGCGCGAGACGCCGGUCGGCGUCCAUCUUACGGCCGCGGCGGUGGCGGGCAUCGCGACGGGUACCGCGACCAAUCCGAUCUGGCUGGUGAAGACGCGACUCCAGCUUGACAAGUCCAACGCCGAGCACGGGCAGGGCCGGCAGUACAAGAACAGCUGGGACUGUAUCCGGCAGACGGUGCGUCACGAGGGCAUCCGCGGGCUCUACAAGGGCCUGUCGGCGUCGUACCUGGGCGUGACCGAGUCCACGCUGCAGUGGGUGAUGUACGAGCAGAUGAAGAUGUUCCUGGCGCGCCGCGAAGCGGCCAAGCGAGCGGACCCUCACUACCAGUACGGGGCCUGGGACGAUGUUGAGGUGUGGGGAGGCCGGAUCUGCUCUGCGGGCGUGGCCAAGCUGAUCGCGGCGGCGGCGACGUAUCCACAUGAGGUGGUACGGACGCGGUUGCGACAGGCCCCCACGGUCUCGAUCGGAGAUGGCAAGGUGGAAAUGAAGUACACGGGUCUCGUGCAGUGCUUCAAGACGGUCUGGAAGGAGGAGGGGAUGGUCGGGCUGUACGGUGGGUUGACGCCGCAUCUGCUUCGCGUCGUUCCCUCGGCUGCGAUCAUGUUUGGGAUGUAUGAGGUAAUUCUGCGCCUCUUUGGUACAACUUCUUGA